Messenger RNA from Ostreococcus tauri, 1200 nucleotides. RefSeq names its product U3 small nucleolar RNA-associated protein 6. The transcript has 12 exons. Gene Ontology annotation, biological process: maturation of SSU-rRNA from tricistronic rRNA transcript (SSU-rRNA, 5.8S rRNA, LSU-rRNA). The coding region runs from base 1 to 1200 and encodes 399 amino acids. Gene Ontology annotation, molecular function: snoRNA binding; protein binding. The record is from RefSeq and is a predicted model, not a curated record. Gene Ontology annotation, cellular component: small-subunit processome; Pwp2p-containing subcomplex of 90S preribosome. NCBI's taxonomy places the organism in Eukaryota, Viridiplantae, Chlorophyta, Mamiellophyceae, Mamiellales, Bathycoccaceae.
AUGAACACCAUCGAAGAGGCGCUUGACUCGUCUGUGGACCAGCUUAGUCAGCUAGAGCUUGCGUAUUCGGUCAACUCAACGCAGACGAGACAAAUUCUAGCGAAGCGGUCCCAAUACGAGCACUUUCUUGCCCGUCGAACCUCCUCAACUGAAAGCGCUUUUUUUGCGUACGCGUCAUACGAGCUGGCUCUUGCGAGUACACUAACGUCACGAAACAAGAGACAGGACCGCAAUAAGGUCAACUCAGUCAUAUUCAGGCAUGUACGAGGGAUUCUUGCUAGAGCGGUCCGCGAGCAUGUCUGGAGUUUACGUUUGUGGCAUAUUUUCGUUCGUUUUUGCGAGGAGCAUGGCAGCAGUCGGCUCUUGUCGAGGGCGUUGGCACGGGCACUCAGAUACCACAGCACGUGUGUCGGGUUAUGGUUACGCGCCGCUGCUUUCGAGUUCCAAACAAAUCAAAAUAUGAAUGCCGCGAGAAGUUUAUUUCAUCGAGCUCUGCGAAGCUGUGAUCAAAAUCAAGAUAUUUGGAUAGCUUAUUUUCGGCUGGAAAUAAUGUAUGCGAAUAUGUUGAAAACUAGACAAGACGUGUUAAUUUCUGGAAGCCCACGGGAGAGAGGCAAUAAGUCAACGAACGAAGUAAAAUUUGAUGUUGUGCAUGGUGCAUUGGCACUAUGUGUCUUUCAAAAGGCAAUCGAGUCCCAGAAAGGCCAAAAAGAUCGUGCCUUUACUAUGAUGAGGAUGUUUGCUGUCGCCACGGAUCUGCAUAGUCCGAGUCGAUUACUCAAGCAUAUGAGACUAUCAGAUGAAUCAUCAACGUCUGUUGCGGCGGUGUUUUUGAACGAUGCAAGCAGUCAUAACAUUCAAAGCUUCAGCAGUUUGCACAUGUUCCUGAAGUUACGCGACCACCACAAAACGAUAUUUCGACAAAUUCGAAACUCGAGUCUCAACACUACGAAAUUUAACUACCUUGCUGAGGCGUGGACAGAUCCAUCAUUUCUCAUAAAUGGAGUUAGUCGGCGAGAUAAUGUCGCUAUACUUGUUGCAAGGCAGGGUACACUUGACAGUUAUUUGUGCUAUGUGUACAAUAGACAGCUCAAGCUAGCAAUGGAGGUGAACGUACUUUCUCGAGAGCAGGACUAUCUUCACAAAGGAGGGACCUUCCGCGCGCUGAAUUGUCUGAGUGAUGACAGCUUCCAGAGUUGA